AUGGUCGCCAACUCUACUGGACGUGACGCUAGCGCGCUAAAGUCACGUAAGCGCGCUGCUGACUCCGAGUCUGAACCACUAUUGAAACAGGGCCAGCCAUUCCCCAAGCAGCCUCGUAUCGGUUCAGAGUUGGACAAGACACGAUGGAGGCUCAAGGACGACGACAGCCGCCACACAUGGCACUACCUUGAGGACGACGAUGCUGCAAAGGAGUGGCCACAGAGUUAUGCCGAGAAGUGGUACUUGAACCAAUCCCUGGAUCUUCCAGAUCUUCCAACCCCCGACAGUCCCUUGGCAGCCGCCACGAAUGGCCUCGACUUCUUCGAAAAACUUCAACUACCCAGCGGUCACUGGGGCUGCGAAUAUGGCGGCCCUAUGUUUCUCCUACCCAGUGUUAUCAUCACCUGGUAUGUCACCAGGACACCGAUUUCCACUUCGAAAGCAACAGCCAUCUACAACUAUCUAUCCGCGCGAGCGCACCCCGAAGAUGGAGGCUGGGGUUUGCAUAUCGAAGGCGAAAGCAGCGUUUUUGGAACAUUGAUGAACUAUGUUGCCCUUCGUCUUGUUGGAGUCGAGGCCGACGACCCUGUAUUGGUCAAGGCUAGAGGCACUCUUCAUAAGAUGGGAGGCGCAUUGUAUGCGCCGCACUGGGCAAAGUUCUGGAUGGGUGUCCUAGGAGUCAUGGAUUGGGAUGUCGUCAAUCCUGUGCCACCAGAAAUAUGGCUGCUCCCUGACUGGGUUCCUUUUGCGCCAUGGCGAUGGUGGAUUCACAUUCGAAUGGUGUUCCUUCCAAUGGGCUGGUUGUACUCAAAGCGAUGGAGUUGCGAAGAGACAGAUGUUAUCCGAUCAUUGAAGAAGGAGGUCUUCAUCGAGGACUACGCCAAGAUCAAGUGGACAAACCACCGCAAUGACAUUGGUGUCGUCGAUAACUAUCACCCUAAAUCAUGGCUUCUCAACACAGCCAACUGGCUGAUUGUCAAUAUCUGGAACCCUUAUCUUCGACCCAAUGCUCUGAAAGAAAAGGCCGAGGCCUGGUCGAGUAAGCAGGUUGACAUGGAAGAUGCCAACACCGACUAUGCAUGCUUGGCGCCCGUCAACGCCACUAUGAACACAGUCAUGUGCUACGCUCGCGACGGUCCGGACAAUUACGGCGUACAAAGACACAUCGAGCGACUUGAGGAGUUUCUCUGGGUCAAGGACGAGGGUAUGUUGGUCAAUGGCACCAAUGGCGUUCAAUGUUGGGAUACAGCCUUUUUGAUCCAAGCGGUCUUCGAAGCCGGCCUCCACAAGGACGAGAAGUGGAAGCCGAUGUUGAUGAAGUCGCUGCAGUAUCUGGAAAGACAACAAAUUCGAGAGGAUUGUGUUGAUCAGGAUGUUUGCUAUCGCCAACCCCGAAAGGGUGGCUGGCCGUUCAGCAACAAGGACCAGGGCUAUGGUGUUAGUGAUUGUAUCUCCGAAGCAAUGAAGGCCAUCAUCCUUCUACAAAAGGUGGGCGGACUCCCCGAAGUCCUUGAGGAAAAGAGACUAUUCGAUGCCGUUGAUACUCUUCUGCUAUAUCAGAAUAGCAACGGUGGCAUGUCGUCUUACGAAAAGCGACGAGGAGGCGAGUGGCUGGAAAUGCUCAACGCCGCCGAGGUUUUCGGUCGCAUCAUGAUCGAGUACGACUAUCCCGAAUGCACAACAGCCUGCGUGACGGCUCUGUCUUUGUUCAACAAGUACUGGCCUGAUUACCGUACCAAGGAAGUCAAGACUCUGAUUCGAACAGCCGCCGAGUGGAUCAAGUCCAACCAGCGUCCCGAUGGUGGUUGGUACGGAAGCUGGGGUAUUUGCUUUACAUACGCUGGCAUGUUUGCGCUCGAGAGUAUGAAGCACAUCGGUCAGACAUACGGUACAGGCGAGAACUCACGACGCGGCUGUGACUUUUUGAUAUCCAAGCAGAGGGCUGACGGCGGCUGGUCAGAAAGCUACAAGGCUUGCGAAACAAUGGAAUAUGUUGAACAUCCAUCAGGAUCCCUUGUGGUUCAGACAGCCUGGGCUUUGAUCGGCCUGAUGGAGGCUGAUUACCCCCAUGUGGAGCCCCUGAAGAGAGGCAUCCAGUUGAUCAUGGAUCGUCAACAGCCAAACGGAGAGUGGCUACAGGAGGCCAUCGAGGGUGUCUUUAACAAGUCAUGCAUGAUCUCUUAUCCCAACUACAAGUUUACCUUUACCAUCAAGGCGCUAGGCAUGUUUGCCAAGAGGUUUCCUGAGGAGAAGCUGGUUCCUAGUUGGGCUUUGCAGGGAAAUGGUAUUGAGAAGUCAUAG
Molecule: messenger RNA, 2301 nt
Organism: Fusarium pseudograminearum CS3096
Lineage: Eukaryota; Fungi; Ascomycota; Sordariomycetes; Hypocreales; Nectriaceae
Exons: 3
Coding region: 1-2301 (766 amino acids)
Biological process (GO): triterpenoid biosynthetic process; ergosterol biosynthetic process
Cellular component (GO): lipid droplet
Molecular function (GO): lanosterol synthase activity
Source: RefSeq, a predicted model, not a curated record